Ambispora leptoticha is the source of this 2421-nucleotide messenger RNA. Lineage: Eukaryota; Fungi; Glomeromycota; Glomeromycetes; Archaeosporales; Ambisporaceae. The record is from the annotation of a GenBank genome assembly.
AUGGUUACGCGUGCUGCUAGCGGUGCAAUAUGUCCAAAGAGUGUCGAUGAGAUUCUUAAAGAUGCAGAGAAACAAAAUCCACCACAACGUAUUACUGCUACGAAACAUGGUGAUAAUCGAAAUAAUUUAUCUCGUGGACGUGCCAGGGGUUAUGAUCGAUCCGCGAUGAUUUCAAAUUUUCAAAAUCAACCACUUUAUAAGUCCUUUCAAAUGCCAAUUAAAGUGCUAACAAGCGAAGAUUGGAGGGUUGCAAGAGAUGAAAUUAAGAAUGUCAGAGUUACAGAAAAGAUUGAACAGUUGAAAGCUGCAAAUCUAUGGAGUUUUAAACAAAUAGAACAACAUAAAGCACCGCCAAGAACAAUGACACAUUGGGAUUAUUUGUUAACCGAAAUGAAAUGGUUGCAAACUGAUUUUAAAGAAGAAAGAAGGUGGAAAAUAGCAGCACACUAUCUUAUGGCUCAAUGGGUUAUGGAAUGGCAUGAUGCAGAAGAUAAAUCGACUGUUUGCGUGAAGUGUCGGAAACCUGCACCAGUUAUAUCAAAAGAAGUAUCGUCAAAUUCGAUGAAUAUUGAUACUGAUAAUGGUUUGGUUGACGAAUCGAGAGAAGUUAAAAUGGAAUUAACAGAAAUAAAGACUGAAGAAAUAGAAGAAGUGAUUAUCAAGGAAAAUAAUCCGGAUGAGAAUCGAUGGCAACAAAACGGUCAUAUAUCGAAUGAUGAAAUAAUGAUUGAUAUUGAGUCAGUUGAUGAUGAAACAACUUCUUCAAUACGACCUCAAAACGACCUGAUCAAUAAUGAUCAAUCAACUACGUCAACAAAUAAUAUAACAAAAAAAAUGAGACGUCGCUUCUUUUCUUUACCCACAAAUCAAAUAAAUUUCUUUCUGCCAGACAAUCAAACAUUCGACCUGGAGACAAUACUUCCCGAAUGUAACAUUUAUGGGGGAAUACCCUCACCGAGUGAUAAAGAUACCUAUAUUGAUGAAGCUGAAUAUGCUCGAAUAAUACCUAUAUCGAAAACAGUGGUGCGUCGAACGAAAGGAUAUAAUAAUAGAAAAUCAAUGAUGCAACGGAGAAAUUCAUUAUAUGAAUCUUUGAAGCGUAUAAAAACAAAAUCAAAGAAUGAUGACCUUGAUGAUCAAGCUUUAAUAAGUCCAAUAUUUUCUAAACCAAAUGAAAAACUUGCCACCGGAUUUACGGUUUCCGAGCCACCUCAAAUUUCUACAAAUCCCACCCAAAGUUGGUCAGCGGAGGACGACGAUUUGUUAUUGUCACUGGCAAAGGAGUACCAAUGCAAUUGGAAUCUUAUUGCCGAAAUGAUAAAUUUGUCACGUUCUUCGAUAACUGGAUGUAUACGGAAUCCAUACGAAUGUCAUCAACGAUGGCUACAGAGAGAAGAUACCAGUGGAUUUAUAAUUCAAGGUGUUACAAAAACUUCGGACGACGAAGAUGAAAUCGCAUUAGGCCUCGUUAAUUCUAUGGAUGGAAUUAUCGUGAGUGGAGGAAGUAGUAGUUCAACAUCAUCAGCUUUAAAGAUAAAAAAGGAUCAAUUGAAAAAAGCACCUAAAUUUGAUCCAAUAAAAAACAAUAAACGACAUUCAAGUAUUCAGGAAGCAAUAAAAAAGGCUGCAAAGAAAAGACAAGAGGAGGCUCAAAAACGACUUCAACCCAAAAAAGUUCAGGAACAACCCACUUCAUUACAAACAAGAGUUCCCUCACCAUUGGAAUUAAGUCGAAGGAAGUGUGAGCAAGAAAGGCAGGCCCAUCAAAACAUUUUGGAAGCGCGUCAAGCGGCAACUCUUGCUAUGCAAGGACAUCAUGUAAGGCAACCGAUGAAUGCCCGACCACAACCACCACAGGGUGUCCAUAUGGUACAUCCAAUACCACAAGUUCCUGGUAGACAACCUGUACCAAUUGUUAAUCAAAUGCAGGCAUAUAUGUUGCAACAACAAAGAGCCGCUGCUGUACGUGUUCAACAGCAAUUUCCACAGAUGACUACACAACAGGCAAUGGUCCAAGCAGUGCAAGCUCAAGUACAGGCAGCUCAAGUACAGGCAACACAAGCUCAACAAGUCAAUCUUCAAGCAUACUACACUCAAUUACGAGCUCAACAAGCACGGCUUUCUCUAAUCACACAGGGUCAAGUACCACAGAAUCAGCAGCAGACUCAAGUUGUGGCUGGAUCUUUGCAACAACCUGCACAAGUUACAUUACAGCAUCAACAAGUUAAUCAAAAUCAAAAUGCACAAAAUGCUGUUACUGGUGCUCCUCAACAACCAACCUCGACAUUUGGCUUCCCAUUGACGGGUGGUUAUCAUAAAUAUGCUUCAAACUCAAGUACCCUUAUAUCACUUGGUGGAGGUCUAAGAUGUAAAGCAGCAGGUCGGGGGUUAGAUGCAGCGGGAAGAGGCCUCGGAACGUGA